AUGGACCCAAAUGUGUUUUCCAACCAUUUUGUCUAUGAACCCUCCACAGUCGCUCAUUCUUCUUCUGUUCCCUCACCAGCUGCCACCUAUGGCUCACGAGGGAGGAAGCUGCCGCCUUCGGUUCACCUCAUGUGGUCUGGUGUUGUAAGUUUCACGGACACCGUUCCCUAUGCUCCAAGCUCCCUUUUCUUCUACUUCUUGCUCAUUCCACUCUUGAUCUAUGGUGUAUGCUUACUGAUCAUUGUUCAUCCACAGCAGCUUCCGACCUCUGAAUUGCCGAGCAAUAUGUCUCCAACAAGCCCUUCCUUUUCAACUUUGGCCUCUCCCAACCCAUUCGUGCAGUUGGCAAAUAAUCCUGCUAGUUACGGGCUCGGCAACCAUCCACACCAAGUUGAUGCUCCUGGUGGCGCUCAUUUCCCAGGUCCCUAUAAUCCUACUCGGAGUCUGAGCCUCAAUUCGCCUGUCUACUCUCGAGAUGUUGCUCCCUCCUUUAAUCUUAGAUUGAACGUUGACCCUACUGGGCCGCCCGCUGGCCUGGCUGCUGCCUCUCCGAAUCCCCAUCAUCUCACCAUCAAUUACUCUCGACACAUUCAGUUUCGGUAUACGGUCAGGCCUGUAGCAGCUAGUACAGGGCAGGGUCAUUCAGAAAUGGUCUUGCAAAUGCCACAUGCACAUGUUGCCGAUUCAGGGGCCUUGCUACCCCAGCAGACACAAGGUCAAAUUCAAAGUGCAUCACCAUCAUUAACCAUUUCCGAUACCGAUCAAUUCACUCGACUUGAAGCGCCAGAUAUCAAAAUUGUUUUUGAGAACCCCAAAAAUCCUUCCCCUCGUCCGUAUAAGAAACGGAAAACAAAUGAAGAAGCGAAAAAGCAAAAGGAGGAUAACCGCCUUUUGAAAGAGUGUGGUGGUGCCUGUGUCUGGUGUUAUAAGAACAAAAAGGGAUGCGACUCUGAACAGAUUUGUGCCCAGUGCACCGCGAAUGGUCGAGUAUGUUUUCGUGGCUAUUCACAACUAUGGCUGUUCAUCCCUGUACUCGAGAAGCCGGAGAAUCUUCAGAAGGUUUCCAAAGACCGUACCUUCCAGCGCGCGUAUGAGGUACUGAGUCAUCUAAAGAACACAUGGUCUCAGCAGCCUUUCGUCACUCAAAUCGUUGCGGAUUUCCGACGAGGCGUUCAUGGAUCUCCCAAUCUCCUGGCCGCUAAUAUCUCCGAACUGAAAUGGCCUGUUGAUGGCACUAAAGGCAACAGUCUGAAAGAGAGGUGGAUUACUCGCUUGCUGGCAGACAUCAAAGUACCAGAACUCAACUAUCUGGUUAUUGACCCCGCGGAAUCCCGUAUUGUCAAGAAUGCGGUCGAAAUGUUGAAAUUAUUCGCAACCAUUGUAACGCUAUUGGGUUCACGUGUGUAUGUUUCGCCGGCGAAUAUGGGAGUCGCGCAAACCACCGUGUUCUUUGUCUUGACUCUUCUUGCGAUAACCCUUGGUGAGACAUCUGCCGACUUUUGCUUGGAUCUCUGGAAAAGAAUUCGUGGUGAGGAACUUCGUCGGCAAAACACCAGUACAGAAGAUGCAGCAGAAACCCGGCGUGUGAACCCACUCUGGCUUGCGAUUGGUAUCUAUCACGAAGUGAUAGUCGGCCUUAUCAGCAACUUGGAGUCAGGUGGACUCGUCUCCAAAAUAUUCGAUUUUGAUAAUAUUGGAUCGCAUUUGGAUGCUAUCCGAUCACGAAUCCGUUAUCUGCUGACCAGGGUGCCGCCGUCUCAGGGUUCUGGCAGUGAGCUACUGAAUGAGUCCAAGGUAGAUAACUGUCUAUCCUCGAUUGUUCCUAAACUUCCCGUUCUGGAAGGCGGGUAUGACAUCGCUCUUUGGGCCAGUUACUCAAAAACCCAGGGGCCCACUUCCACGACGGCCUCUCGACAAGAAAUGGCAUAUGAUCAGCCGCAGUAUGAGAUGGGCGACCUCUUCAACGAACAGUUCGAUAUCGAUAUGAUUCGUAAGGCUUCUGCGGGACAGGUGCCUUGCCCGCCAGCGAGCUACUCCCGAUGCUUGCCUGCAGUGGGCCGCCAAGCUGUCACGGAUCAGGACGUCUCAUGGUCUCCCUUGGAUGAACGACAAGUCCUCAUGGGCAAUGAUGGCGCAACCUCGGACAGGCAGACAACUGAGGAUGAUGCCCUCUUUGAUUAUUGGACCGAUUACGAUCAGUAUUCCGUGACUUCUAGACUCACAUCGACGCAAACUGACAGUCUGUCUCCUGGACCGCAAAUUGGAAAUAAGCCUCAUCAGCAAGGCGGAGCGGAAACUCUAGAUGCUACUGAUCAUGCCAGCGACACCGCCUAUGCGAGUACUCACCACGACCCUCUUGUUGAUGAUAAGCCAUUAGACUUAGAUUCGUUCUCCAGUUUUGUUUUUGCCUGA
Molecule: messenger RNA, 2412 nt
Organism: Rasamsonia emersonii CBS 393.64
Lineage: Eukaryota; Fungi; Ascomycota; Eurotiomycetes; Eurotiales; Trichocomaceae
Exons: 2
Coding region: 1-2412 (803 amino acids)
Source: RefSeq, a predicted model, not a curated record